This is a messenger RNA of Oppiella nova, 1054 nucleotides long. Lineage: Eukaryota; Metazoa; Arthropoda; Arachnida; Sarcoptiformes; Oppiidae. The record is from the annotation of a GenBank genome assembly.
AGGGCUGUCAGUGGGAACACAAUAGUCGUCGCGCAAAGUCAUGGGAACUCAUAAUUUACUACUCCUAUCGCUAGCGCUACUAGUCGUGGGCUGCGCCUAUGGACAGCAACCGCCCGGUGCUCGCCAACAGCGGACUAACAGCCCUAUUAUGCAGAUAAAGAAGUCGGUGGACAAGAAGUUGUGUUCCGACACCGACUAUACCCCGGAUAUUGUGGCCAAAAUCGAGGACUGCGACAAAUUUGACCCUCACUAUAAAAUUGAUAUGAUGUAUAAGGAGUGUCAGGAUCUGGUGCCUAAGGGUGAGCUCAGUUGGAAUGACAGGCGAAAAUAUAAUUGCAAGUUAUUUGACAUAUUACACCAAGUUCGCGAGUGUUAUGAUCGCAAGUUUGGGUCCAAGGAUUACAAUAAGACAUGGGAUGAGAUCCGCAAGUUAUCCGACGUUGAGAUCGAAAAGAGACAAAUGCAGAAAUUUGUGAACUUCACGUAUGAGAACCUAAAUGGACUCAAAUAUCUCAAUGCAGUCAUCAAUGAGACCCUACGGCUCGCACCCCCUCUCAGCUCCGUUCAGAGGGUGUCCGUCGAGGACUACAAACUCGGAAACACAGUACCGAAGGGAACUACGUUAGAGUUUCAGCCCUAUAUACUCCAUAGAGAUCCCUUGAAUUUUGAUGAUCCGGAACAGUUCAUACCCGAGAGGUUUGUGAAUCCCACACACCAUCCCUACGCGUUUGUACCGUUUGGUGGCGGACCCCGACUUUGCAUCGGACAACGGUUUGCCUUAAAUGAGAUGCGAAUGUGUAUCGCAAAGUUGAUACAUAAAUACGAGUUCACGACAGCACCGGGAUUUAAGUUGGACUAUUUCACUGGUAACUUUUUGCUAACCCCUAAACAAGUGUUGGUCAACAUUAAGAGACGUUAGACAUGAUUGAAUUUAAAUCAAAUAUAUUUGUCAACCUUUUUUAUACAUGGUCUUAUAUUCUAAUAUAUUUAUACAUGUAUAACAUAAAUUAUACUCCAUGUGCAAAUUAAAAUUUUAUUUCUAAAUUAUAUGGAC